This is a messenger RNA of Acanthochromis polyacanthus (spiny chromis), 4942 nucleotides long. It is a transcript of the gene eml1, whose product is annotated as EMAP like 1. Gene Ontology annotation, cellular component: mitotic spindle. The coding region runs from base 562 to 3132 and encodes 856 amino acids. The transcript is spliced from 25 exons. Gene Ontology annotation, molecular function: microtubule binding. Lineage: Eukaryota; Metazoa; Chordata; Actinopteri; Pomacentridae. The record is from RefSeq and is a predicted model, not a curated record. Gene Ontology annotation, biological process: microtubule cytoskeleton organization.
UCACACAGCUUUCUGACACACUCACGCUCAGCCACACAAACACACAGUAACCGCCUGUGCCAGAGCUCUGCUGCGCUGUCAGCUCAAGCCCUCUUAAAGCUGUCUUUCUUUUUUUUUUUUCGGCUGGAGAUCAGUGAGCGCUAACGACACACAGCUGUCUGAGCUGAACGCAGGAGGAGAAGGACAAGAAGGGAACAGAGGGAGGAGUAAAACAAGAAGAAGAAGAGGAGGAGGAGGAGGACAAAACCACCAGCAGCCUCUUAACUUGUCUCCAGUGCAGUCAUUCUUCAGCAGGGAGGGUUCACUGUUGUAGUUCAGGACUUUUUUCUUUCUUUCUUUUUGGUGAGAAGGGGGAGGUUGGAAAAAAAAGAAGAGGGGCUGUAGUUCACAUGACAUAAUCAGAGUGAAUGGGUUGCCAUGGUGACUCACCCAGGGAGCCUGACCCGUGCAGAGUGAAUGGAGGGAGCGCCUCGGACGCCAAGUGAACGAUAAACUAAAGGAGAGGGGAGUCAGAAGGACGAGAAGAGGAGGAGAGCAGAGGAGAAGCAGCACGGGCUGAGAAUGGAGGACGGCUUUUCCAGCUACAGCAGCUUGUAUGACACCUCAUCACUGCUACAGUUCUGCAACGAUGACAGUGCGUCAGCGGCGAGCAGUAUGGAGGUGACCGACCGCAUCGCCUCCCUGGAGCAGCGGGUCCAGAUGCAGGAGGACGAGAUCCAGCUGCUCAAAUCUGCUCUGGCCGACGUGGUUCGUAGACUGAACCUGUCUGAGGAGCAGCAGGCCAUGGGGUCACGCAGAGGACCCACCAAAGAGCCUGCUAUGAUGAGAAAAUCCCCCUCAGCAGACAGCAAUGUUGGCAAGCCAGCCAGGCCAAUGAUUGCCACCCUGCCGUUACGGCCCACAGUAAACAACGGGACCAUCCUACCAAAGAAAGGCGGUGGCACUCUGCCCUCCCCAUCUGGAUCUGGAUCCAGGAAGGACACCAGCACAUCAGCCAACAAGAGUUUGUCCUCUCUGUCUCGUUCUACCAGAAUUCUCUAUCGGCCCCUAAGCACUGUGAGGAGAGCGAACUCAAACGAGCAUGUGGGAACUCUCACCCGGAAAGACUCAGGCGACUCCAAGGGCAACCGAACUCGGGCUGGAUCCACUGGCAGCAACUCCAGCGGCAAAAAAAGUGACAGCAAACAGAGGGACCCAGUGUUCAAUGCAGGGAUGCGACGUGUGACCCACUGCAAAGAGGAAGGUUAUGUGAAAAUGUAUUUGAAGGGUCGUCCCAUCACCAUGUACAUGCCCAAAGACCAGGUGGACAGCUACUGUCUGGAGGCCAGAGCGGAGCUGCCCAGCAACAAACUCAAACUGGACUGGGUCUACGGUUACCGCGGUCGAGACUGCCGCUCCAACCUUUACUUGCUUCCCACUGGAGAGACGGUUUAUUUCAUCGCCUCCGUGGUCGUCCUGUUCAACGUGGACGAACAGCUGCAGAGACACUACACUGGACACACAGACGACAUUAAAUGCUUGGCCGUCCACCCCGAUAAAAUCACCAUAGCAACCGGGCAGGUGGCGGGAACCUCUUCAGAUGGAAAACUGGCUCCUCAUGUUCGCGUGUGGGACUCUGUCAGCCUCAACACCCUCCAUGUUCUGGGAACUGGUUUCUUUGACCGAGCGCUGGUCUGCCUGGCUUUCUCCAAGUCGAAUGGAGGAAACACUCUGUGCGUUGUAGACGACUCCAAUGACCACGUCCUCUCCGUGUGGGACUGGCAGCGAGAGGACAGACUGGCUGAGGUUAAGUGCUCCAACGAGUCAGUGUUUGCUGCAGACUUUCACCCGACAGACAGCAACAUCGUGGUGACUUGUGGAAAAUCCCAUCUUUAUUUCUGGAACCUGGAGAAAGGCAUGCUGGUCAAGAAGCAAGGACUGUUCGAGAAACAAGAGAAGCCCAAGUUUGUGUUGUGUGUGACCUUCGCAGAAAAUGGAGAUGCUAUCACCGGAGACUCGAGCGGGAAUAUCCUGGUGUGGGGAAAAGGAACUAAUCGCAUCAGCCACGUCAUCCAGGGAGCUCACGAGGGCAGCAUCUUUGCUCUGUGCAUGCUGAGGAACGGCACGCUGGUGUCUGGAGGGAAAGACCGCCGGCUCAUUUCCUGGGACAACAGCUACCAGCAAAUACAAACAGUGGAGGUUCCUGAGUUGUUUGGUCCCAUUAGGACCAUCGCAGAGGGCCGAGGGGAGACGGUGCUCAUCGGAACCACCAAGAACUUUGUUUUGCAAGGCAGUCUGGAUGGAGAAUUCAUGUCCAUCACACAGGGUCACACCGAUGAGCUGUGGGGUCUGGCUGUCCAUCCCUGGAAACCUCAGUUCCUGACCUGUGGGUAUGACAGGCAGGUCUGUCUGUGGGACUCCAGCUCUCAUCAGCUCAUCUGGGCCAAGAACAUGGAAGAUGCCGCUCAGUCGGCAGGCUUCCACCCCUCUGGAUCUGUGGUUGCCAUAGGAACGCAGACUGGCAGGUGGCUGGUCCUGGACACUGACUCAAAGGAUUUAGUCACAGUGCACACAGAUGGGAACGAACAGCUGUCUGUUAUGCGCUAUGGGCCAGAUGGUAACUUCCUGGCCAUUGGUUCCCACGACAACUACAUCUAUAUCUACGCUGUGGCAGAAAAUGGGAGGAAGUACAGUCGAGUUGGGAAGUGCUCAGGUCACUCCAGUUUCAUUACCCACCUGGACUGGUCAGUGGACUCUCAGUACCUGGUGUCAAAUUCAGGCGACUAUGAGAUACUCUACUGGAUCCCAUCAGUGUGUAAGCAGGUUGUCAGUGUGGACAUGACCAGAGAUAUUGAGUGGUUCACCUACACCUGCACUUUGGGCUUCCAGGUCUUUGGCCUGUGGCCCGACGGUUCAGAUGGCACCGACAUCAACGCUGUGUGCAGGUCCAACGAUAAGAACCUCCUGGUUACUGGAGACGACUUUGGGAAGGUUCAUCUCUUCUCAUAUCCAUGUUCACAGUUCCGGGCUCCCAGUCAUGUUUACGGCGGCCAUAGCAGUCACGUAACAAACGUGACCUUCCUGUACGACGACGGCUACCUGGUGUCGACCGGUGGGAAGGACAUGAGCGUGAUGCAGUGGAGGAUAGUCUGAGCAAGCAGGCAGGCACAGAUACUGUCAGCUUCGUACGCCUGCUGGGGCCUGAACCCAGCUGAAGCAAACUCAUCUGAACCAAACCAAACCUAAAUGAACUGACACUAAAAACGAGAAGAAGUAGAUCUGAAUGAACUGAAAUGAAGUGAUUUGACAGAAGAGAAACUUGUGUCCGGACGUUUCCUUCCUGAUCUGCUGACAGAUCCCAAAUGAGAUGAACUGUUGGAGGUGCAAUGUGCAGCUGCUUGAAAUACAAAAAUCCAAGUUUCUCCCUUUUUCUUUCUUCACACUACAUGUUAAAAAAUGAACUCCCUCUCACGUACUGUAGCCUUGUCACCAGUGACACAAGACAAACAAAUCAAACGGAUCUAAUCCAACUGAACAGAACCAAAGGCUCUGACUUUACUGACUGCGUUUGUACAGUUUGGCUUUCACUGUUCUUGUAUAGUGCACACUCCUGCCAUAGAUAAUGGACUGAAGAGGUUUGUUUUUGCUGCCUGUCAGAUCUGUUCCAGGCUGAAGAUCGUCGAGCUGGAGAUCCAAGAGCAUUGCAACAGAAACUGCGUGUGGAAAGAAAGUACAUUGUGAUUUUCUAAUUGUAAAACUUUCUUUUAUUUUGUAUUUAACAACUCAGGAAAGCACUAGUGAAGCAAGACCCUGUUCCCCUUUGGUAACACUGACAUAUCCGAUACAGCCUCCAGCGGCCCUAAAAACGUCUCACUGAAGUUUUCAGAGCAGUUUGAACCACGGUUAAUAUUAGCUCCAACUGUUCUGCAACCAUUGAUUUGCUAGCAUUGACUGUUGUGUAUGAAAUCGACCUCUACAGUUCUAGGAAAAAGCUGGAUUUUAGGGGACAUAAUAAAUAGUUACAGCGAGGAGAAUGCUGUCAAUGAACAAGCACCAUUUGGAGCGAUAAUUCAUUUGAGGGCAACACAGGAUCACAUUAUCUGGAUUCAUGAUCUGCAGCAAAAAUUAUCUGCAAGUGUUUGUGCUUCCAGGUGUUAAAAAAAACACCUUUCACUUUAUUUAUUGAUUAUAAGUCAAAUCCUUCACUGCCAGUUUCAUUUGAUUUUCUCCUGCAAUGAAUCCCUGUUUAGUCCUAAAUGAGUGAGCAUACUGAGAGGCUUGAAACAAAUCAGAGGAAAAUGAUUACACACUAUUUGAAACUUUUUAAAGAUGAGAUGUCACGUGCUUGGUUUUAUUCUCCUUUUGCCCUGAGUGCGAGCAGAACCAAAAUCAAGCGAGUUUUUCAAUGAUGUGAAGCCCUUUCAGAUCUUUCUACAUUUUCCUGCAGUUCGUGAAGGGGAAGGACGAGACCACUACACUGUUACUGUGUGAUUGUGCUGCUCAGAUGUGCACCUUCAGUCACUGGCAAGAUAUUUAACUGAACUGAACCCUCUCCUGGGGUGUUUUUAUUUUUGUUUUUUACUAUAAUGCACUGCUUCUGCCUGAUACUGCAGGUCUAUUGAGCUCAUUGCCACUCAGAAAAUACUGGAGCUUUUCAUAAACCGAAGAAACAAAGGAGAGCUUACUCACACAUGCAUGAAUAAAUCUGAUUUCUUUAAGGUGAUGUUUGUUUGGGGGGGUUGGUUGAGCAGAUUUUCGUGUGAACAUAACUCGUUAUGUUGCUUUGAAGUCCUGCAGGUUGUCGGAGUUAUGAGGAAGAGAUCUUCUAACAGCAGUGAUUUUACAGGCUCCACUCCACAGAGUGAAUGUAACAUGGCUUGUCUUACUCACCACUUAACAUCUGCAACAACAAAAAAGAAAAACCAUUGACAUCUGUCUGGAAGUAAAUGAAACAUGAAAUUCC